AUGGAGAACGAUGAGAUUUCAGAGAACGGUGAGCCGAGCAAUCAAGAACGUGACGGAGCAAGUAUCUACAGCAAUCAACAUGGUCAGUACGAUGGACAUAGCAGUAGCCAUGCAUUUCGUCAACUCCAACCACCAUCGAAUAAUCCAGGCAUUUUUGGUUCCCCAGAAUACUGGCAGUAUGGCAGCCGUAGCCAUCAUGACAUUGGUGGUCCGAUGAGGUCCAAUGCAUUCCCAUCAUCGUCUGCCAAUCCAUCCUUUUUUAGAAGCUCAACUAAUCAGUAUGGGUCGUAUAAUGAGCGCAUCAAUCAGGAUUUUGGCGGCCCGAUUAAUUCAUUUCAUCCUCAGUUCCAAUCAUCGGCAAACAGUCAGCCCAUUUAUGGAGGUACCAAUAAUUACUAUGGACGAUUUGAUGGCCGUAGCAGUCAUGGUAUUGGCAGUCCGAUAAACAGCCAUGGCAAUCAGUUUCAUUCACCCUUCAACAAUGCAUCCUGUUUUGGUGGCCCCAACAAUCAGUAUGGACACAACAACCGUGAUAAUGACAGCCAUUCAUUUCAUCAAUUCCAAACAUCUAACAAUCGAUUUAUGUUUGGCGGUCCCAGUGAUCAACACCGAGGUUCCCAUAACUACCAUGUUCGCGAUACGCAUGAUGCUGGUCAGUACAUGCCACUUAACAAUCAAACAAUUGAUGGAGCUGCCAGCUUUAACAAUCUCUCCGGUCAGUAUGAUGAACGCAAUAAAAACGGAACUAGCGAUUCGGUGAACACCAUUUCAUCAAGCCAAGGAGUCAGUCAUAGCACUAAUGCAAACGAACAAAUUACUGACGGAUCUACGAGGAUCGAGCAUGCAAAAUUGAAGAUAAAGAUUGCGGAGAUUUAUAAAGAAAAAGCUCUGAAACCUUUUACAGAGAACUCGUCGCGUUUUGAUGAAGAUGAAUGGCUCAAGGUUUGGUGUAUUUUUUCAAACGGACUGCGUUCAUACCAAUGCCAGAUGAUAUGUCCACUGUGUUUCAAAAAAGUGACACCACAGAAUCGUUCAGAGCCCGGUAGCUUACCUCGAUGGGAGCUAACAAUAGUAAAGGGCCAUUUGGAGCGCAUUCACGCUACAAAACCCAAACGAACAGCUGAAGCGAGUAAACACGGUGAUCAUGUACGAGAGGACGAAGAAAAAAAUGAGGAAGAGGGACAAAAAAAGAAUGGGAAAAAAACGGAAAUUGCAAAUGAGGAAGAGGCACAGAAGAUUGUCGAGGAAAGACAUCAAAAGACAUCCGAGGAAAAGGCGCAAGAGAAACAAGAGGAAGAAAUUGAGAAAUCGGUUACAGCUGAAUUGGAUUUGGUGUCGGAACCAGAGUCACUGAUUAAAACAUCUUCGAGCUCAUCCGAGUCAUCAUCGGAUGUAACGGAAUUGUCGUCGUCUGAUUCGGACGAUACCACUGUUUCUACACCGGAGCGCACCACGAAACGACGCAAAGGCACACGUAAACGACAACCAUCGAGCAAACGUGGCAAGGUUUCGUCAAAAAGCGGUAACUGUCUAUGA
This is a messenger RNA of Bradysia coprophila, 1536 nucleotides long. RefSeq lists its product as uncharacterized. NCBI's taxonomy places the organism in Eukaryota, Metazoa, Arthropoda, Insecta, Diptera, Sciaridae. The record is from RefSeq and is a predicted model, not a curated record.